UGUAUGUUUUUUUUUUAUCUCUUUGGAAAUUGAAAGUAUGGUUUUAAUCUAUUCUAUGCAUUUCCUUUGAUUUUCCCUCUAUUUUAACUUAAUUACAUGCAAAUUUUGAACAUUGUUCCAAGCCAACUGCCCUAGCUGGAUUGUGUUUGAUAAGCCACCCCAAAAAAUUAUGAUAAGUUGUUGUCAAUACUGUCCUGAGAAAAGAAAAACUAUUUUGUGUAGUUAUAAAUAUCCUUUUCAGUUUUUGUUUUAAUCUUGCUUAGGUUCAUAUCUGACAGAUCUAUAUAUAUAUAUGUUUUUUUCUUUUUCUUGGAAUUUGAAUUUGAUCGACUUUUAACUGUACUUAUAGAAAAUUAUGUUCAAAUUGCAGGAUUCACAAGCAGGAAAGCCCGAUGAGAGUAAACAAUGUGGUAAAUCUCCACCUUCAGAAACAUUGCCCGAGUCUGAGGAUAACCCUAAGACACCGUCUCUCGAUGAAGAAAAUGCAAGUGCAAAACCUCAAAAGAAUGAAAAUGACCAAAGUGAUGCAAACAACACACAACAAAAAACCCUAAAGAAGCCUGACAAAAUUCUUCCAUGCCCCCGCUGUAAUAGCAUGGACACAAAGUUCUGUUACUACAACAAUUACAAUAUCAGUCAACCCCGUCAUUUUUGCAAGAGCUGUCAGAGAUACUGGACAGCUGGUGGUACAAUGAGGAACGUGCCCAUAGGAGCUGGUCGGCGCAAGAACAAGAACUCGUCCAUGCAUUGUCGCCACAUCACCAUCUCUGAAGCUUUACAUGCAACUGCAAAUGGAUUUCAAAACCCUACGCUCAAAAGCAAUGGCAUGGUUCUCUCUUUUGGCCUAGAAGCACCACUUUGUGAAUCCAUGGCUUCUGUCUUAAAUCUUGCUGAGAAACAAAAGGCUCCUAAUGGAAUCCCCAAUGGGUUUUAUAAAGUUGAACAAAAUGGCGAUGAUUGUUCUAGCGGAUCAACUGUCACAACUUUAAAUUCGACAGAGGAAGGAGUGAGAAACGGGAUUCAAGAGCCAAUGAUGGGGAAUUUAAAUGGCUUCACUUCCCAAAUCCCUUGCCUCCUUGGCAUUCCAUGGCCUUAUUGGAAUUCAGCUGCUCCUAUACCAGCUGUUUGCUUGUUUGGAUUUCCAAUGCCAUUCUAUGCCACCCCCUAUUGGACAGUUCCAUGGUUGCCUUCACCAUCUCCUACAACAAACCAAAACAUGCCAAGCUCUGCUCCAAACCAAAAUUCACCGACUCUAGGGAAACAUUCGAGAGAUGGAGACUUGAUUAAGAAAAAUUCAGAGACAUCCAUUUUGAUUCCAAAAACUACAAGGAUUGAUGACCCUGAUGAAGCUGGAAGGAGUUCUAUAUGGGCAACACUUGGGAUUAAGAGUGAUUCUUCAAUGAUGAGCAGAGGAGGCCUUUUCAAGGCCUUCCAACCAAAGGGUGGUGAAAAGAAUCACACACCAGAAACCAAUUUUGCGUUGUGGGCUAACCCUGCAGCCUUGUCUAGGUCGCUCAGCUUCCAAGAACGGUCCUAAAGUAGAUAGUGUUACCAUUACAUCUAAUAUUUGUUCUCCAAAGUGGCAUUUGGGAGAGAAAUAUUGGGUGUUUGAGAUCAUAUUGAUUCACAGACUUGUUAAAGCAUAUG
This is a messenger RNA of Camellia sinensis, 1647 nucleotides long. NCBI's taxonomy places the organism in Eukaryota, Viridiplantae, Streptophyta, Magnoliopsida, Ericales, Theaceae. The record is from RefSeq and is a predicted model, not a curated record.